Molecule: messenger RNA, 1079 nt
Organism: Eufriesea mexicana
Lineage: Eukaryota; Metazoa; Arthropoda; Insecta; Hymenoptera; Apidae
Gene: hzg
Product: CTD small phosphatase herzog
Exons: 5
Coding region: 13-894 (293 amino acids)
Molecular function (GO): RNA polymerase II CTD heptapeptide repeat phosphatase activity
Source: RefSeq, a predicted model, not a curated record
ACAAAUGUUUAAAUGGACGCAUCGUCCAUUAUCACCCAAGUGUCGCGGGAUGACGAGCUAGGCCAGUUUAAUAAUGGGAAAGCUCAGUUACCACAGGAAAGUGAAGUGGCCAGCAAUGGUCCAACCAAUGGCAAAAAGCCAAGAGGGCGUGGACUUCUGCGAUCUCUACUUUGUUGUCUUGGUAGAGGACGUGGGAGUAGUUCAAAAAGUUCAAAAACAAGUUCGUUACAAGGAGAUGGACAUGGUUCUCCAUCCCUAAGGACUGGAUCCCCACGGUUCCUUCUCCCACCUGUGAGACAUCAGGAUAUGCACAAGAAGUGCAUGGUGAUUGAUUUGGAUGAAACACUAGUGCAUAGUUCUUUCAAACCAAUCAGCAAUGCCGAUUUUGUUGUUCCUGUAGAGAUUGAUGGGACAGUGCAUCAAGUAUAUGUUUUAAAGAGGCCUUAUGUGGAUGAAUUCUUGCAAAGAAUGGGUGAACUAUAUGAGUGUGUAUUGUUCACAGCAAGUUUGGCUAAGUAUGCUGAUCCAGUAGCAGAUCUGCUUGACAGAUGGGGAGUAUUUAGAGCAAGACUGUUUAGAGAAUCUUGUGUUUAUCACAGAGGAAAUUAUGUUAAAGAUUUAAAUAAACUAGGGCGGGAUUUACAGCACAUUAUUAUUGUUGAUAAUAGUCCUGCUAGUUACAUUUUCCAUCCAGAUAAUGCAGUACCAGUGGCAUCAUGGUUUGAUGAUAUGACAGAUUCAGAACUAUUAGAUUUAAUUCCAUUUUUUGAAAGGCUGAGUAACGUGGAGAAUAUUUACACAGUCUUGUGCAAUAGUAAUCAUCCUUAUAAUCAAGUAUCUCCAGCUGUACAAAGUAGUCCAAGCCCAGGGUCAGGUUCGCUUGGUGCUUCCUAGCCCUACCUAAAUUCUGGCCACAUAGCCAGUAUUGUCAUCGCUCAAUGCACUCUGAGAAGAAUUUUAAUUGGAAUAUUCCACAUUGCUUGCUGGUUAUGUAACAGUGGACAUCCACUCUGUGUGUCAGAUAAAACAAACUGAUUAUAUUUAUCUACUUAUUAAGAUACAGGUAAUUGAUAAACAAG